UCUCUCUCUCUCUCUCUCUCUCUCUCUCUCUCUCUCUCUCUCUCUCUCUCUCUUUUGCAACGUCAGGGAGGAGGGGUACGGAGGUCAUUAAUAAGCAAUUAGAAGGGUCACCCCCAAGCCCAUAUAUAUACCAGCUCCGGAGUUGCGUCCCAGACUUUGCGAUUUGGCCCGGAGCUGGGAAUCGGCUGGGGGGGCCCGCGCCUCCCUCCGGCUCUCUCUCUCCGCGUCCAAAGAGGUGGUGGGGCGCCUCCAGGCUCUUCCUCGCUGGCCUUCCUUCCUCAUGAUGGGCUCCGUGCUGCCGGCCGAGGCGCUGGUCCUGAAAGGGGCUCUGAAGCCCCCCAGCCUCUCCCUGGCCGAAGUCAUCACGUCGGAUAUCCUGCACAGCUUUCUCUACGGCCGCUGGAGGAACGUGCUGGGAGAGCAGCUGCUGGAGGAGAAGAGCGGAGGGGGGGUCGGGGCGGCGGCGGCCGGGGGUGGCGUUAGCGGCGGCCACGGGAACCCCAAAACGGCCUUCACGGCGGAGGUCCUGGCUCAGUCCUUCUCCGGAGAAGUCCAGAAGCUCUCCAGCCUCGUCCUGCCCUCGGAGGUCAUCAUCGCCCAGAGCUCCAUCCCUGGGGAGGGACUGGGCAUCUUCUCCAAAACCUGGAUCAAAGCUGGCACGGAGAUGGGACCUUUUACAGGCCGGAUCAUCUCCCCUGAACACGUGGACCUGUGCAAGAACAACAGUCUCAUGUGGGAGGUUUUCAAUGAAGACGGGACAGUCCGAUACUUCAUUGACGCCAGCCAAGAAGAUCAUCGCAGUUGGAUGACAUACAUCAAAUGUGCCCGGAACGAACAGGAACAAAAUUUGGAAGUGGUCCAGAUUGGGAAUAGCAUCUUCUACAAAGCCAUUGAGAUGAUCCCACCAGAUCAAGAACUGCUGGUUUGGUAUGGAAAUUCUCACAAUACCUUUUUGGGGAUUCCUGGUGUCCUGGGACUCGAAGAGGAACAAAAGAAGAACAAACACGAGGACUUCCACCUGGUCGAAGGCGGGGUCAACACCGUGGGCCGCAUGCGCUGCGUCAUCUGCCACCGCGGCUUCAACUCCCGCAGCAACCUGCGUUCCCACAUGCGGAUCCACACCCUGGACAAGCCCUUCAUCUGCCGCUUCUGCAACCGCCGUUUCAGUCAGUCCUCCACCCUCCGCAACCACGUCCGCCUUCACACUGGAGAGCGGCCCUACAAAUGCCAAGUCUGCCAAAGCGCCUAUUCGCAGCUGGCCGGCCUCCGGGCGCACCAGAAAAGCGCUCGGCACCGUCCUCCCAACGGGGCCCUGCAGCCACACUCGCCCGCUUUGCCUGUGCCGCACCCCACGGCUCUGGGACACCACAUCCCCACCAUGGUGCUGUGAAGGCUGGGGGGGGGACUCUCCUGGGGCAUACGGAGGGCGGCUUACUCCAGGGAAAGCCAAUGCUCCACAAUGGGGGGGGGGGACUGCCUCUGUGGCCUCGUGAUGCGAUCCCCCGGGGACCUCGGGCUGCCCCGCGUUGGACACAAAAGUCCGGGUUACUGUACAGUCAUCUCGGCUCUGUUCCGGUAGAGUGAUGCGGACAUAACGGUGCAGAAUAUUGGGAGAAGAUGAGGUUUUUCAGCAGUUUUCGUGCGGGCAACCAGGCGAGGGAAGGAGUCUGGGCUGUUUUUUUUCCAAAAGAGACUUUUUAAUUUGGAGGGAAGGAUUUGGAUCCGUUUUUUUGGGGUGGGGGGAGGACGAAGGAAGGAGGUUUUUCUGGCCCCCUCCGGUUGCGGGACGUGCAGCUGUCAGGGGAAGCAAGUUGUGGUAGAAACGGGACGUCAAAAAAGGAGAGAAAGAAGGAAUGGCAGAUUGUGGCCCAGCAGUUUCUCCACUCAGGCUUUCCAGAGGUCAGAGAGAAAGGAAGGAAAGAGAGAAAGAAAGAAAGAAAUUGGUAAGAUGCCCAGAAUAUCUUGUAGGGGAGAUGGGAGCAUAGAAAUUUAAUAAAUAAAAGAAAAAGAAAAAGAAAGAAAUUAAUUCAUGCCCUAGCAAGGAUAAUUAAAUUUGAGCAAACUUGAGAAAGAAAAAAGAAAAGUAAAGAAAAGAAAAGAAAAGAAAGAAAGAAAAAGAAAGAAAGAAAGAAAGAAAGAAAGAAAGAAAGAAAGAAAGAAAGAAAGAAAGAAAGAAAGAAAGAAAGAAAGAAAGAAAGAAAGACAGACAGACAGACCCCUAAGGCAAUGGGAUUGCAAUCUAGAAUAGAUCACAGGUUGCCUGAGUCUAGAGAUGAUUUCCCAGAAAGAAACAAUUAAUUUGAGGCAAAUUCUGGAUUUUGGUAGUUCUCCCAUCGUUUCUCAUUUCCCAUUUCAGCCACAAGGGGGAGACUUUCCCUUCUCCCAUUUGCAACAUGGGACUAAGAUGGCCCACGACUUAUGAACAUUCAUUUAGCGACCAUUCAAAGUUACAGUAGCACUGAAUAAAGCGACUUACGGCCCGUCCUCACACUUAUGUCCAUCGAUGUGUCUGAUAACAAUUCCAGGUGCUUCGCCACCAGCUCACUUUUACGACGGUCGCAGCUGUCUUCUGGCAAGCAAAAUCAGGGCAGCAAGCUGGAUUUUGGCUUCAUGACAUGUAAUUUGCUUAACGACCGGUCCCAAUUAUGGUCGUAAGUCAAGGACUACCUGCAGAUAACAUCAGCCUACUUGGCAGGGGUGUUGUUCCCCAAAACACAAGGCCUGUUCUGAAGACUUCCUUCUGUUGCUGGGCCACAGUUCAAAAAGGAUUUUUAAACAAAUCAAUAAAAUCAAUUUCCUUUCUUCCACUCCAGUCCCCUCCAACUACUAACCAGGCUGAACCCUGCUUAGCUUCCCAGCCCAAGACAAGAUGGCUGCACCUCUGCACUGCAUUUAUCAGAGGUGAAAUCAAUCAAUCAGUCUUUGCAAAUGGCUCUCUCUUUUUAAAAUAUAAUUUUAACCGGUUGCAACACUCCCGGUGUAAGUUUGUCUGAUGGAUAAAAAAACCAGUUGCCCACUCACGUUUAAAACUUGGAGGGGAAAAAAGAAAGACUUGAAAUAAAAACAGAGACAUUGUUUUAGGAAAGGAUUCUACUCAUCUUUGUAUCCUGGGAUUGCAACUUUCCUAGGUUUCUCCAGGAAAAAAAAAAUUGUGCAAUUUCUGUCCUUUUGUCAAAUCAAAGUUUUGCAAAUGUUUGGUACCGACUUCCACCUUCGACGUACAGAAGAAACAGUUUCUUUGCCGAA
This is a messenger RNA of Pantherophis guttatus, 3246 nucleotides long. It is a transcript of the gene PRDM12, whose product is annotated as PR/SET domain 12. Gene Ontology annotation, biological process: neurogenesis; regulation of gene expression. Gene Ontology annotation, cellular component: nucleus. The record is from RefSeq and is a predicted model, not a curated record. NCBI's taxonomy places the organism in Eukaryota, Metazoa, Chordata, Lepidosauria, Squamata, Colubridae. Gene Ontology annotation, molecular function: histone methyltransferase binding.